Camellia sinensis is the source of this 3399-nucleotide messenger RNA. The record is from RefSeq and is a predicted model, not a curated record. Lineage: Eukaryota; Viridiplantae; Streptophyta; Magnoliopsida; Ericales; Theaceae.
CAUUAUAAAACCCAGCCACCAGCUUGAAAUUUUCGAAACAUCUGCCUGCCGAACACGACCCUCUCACCAUCCCUCCAAACCUGAACUUCCCAAACUAUGUACCACCCAAAAACCCCCGCGAAACCAACCACUAAAAUGUCCAAAAUAACCCCAACAACUUCCCUUCAAAUCCUUUUCUCCAUAUUCUUCCUCCUACUCCUCACCCUACCCUUCCACGGAAACACCCAAUCUACUACUACUGAUUCAGAACAAAUAAUUCUGUUGAGACUCAAACAACACUGGUGCAAUCCACCUUCCAUCAGCCACUGGACUCCACCAAAAUUUCCCAACUCCAACUCAUCGACACACUGUAACUGGCCCGAGAUCACCUGCACCAACGGCUCUGUCACCGGACUCUCUCUCCCUAACAAAACCAUUGCCGUGACAAUCCCACAGUUCAUUUGUGACCUCAAAAACCUCACCGUCAUCGAUUUCCAGUACAAUUACAUCCCAGGACCAUUUCCUACGGUUCUCUACAACUGUUCCAAGCUGAAACAUUUAGACCUCUCCCUAAACUUCUUUGUAGGCCGCAUUCCUGGCGACGUUGACCGGCUGUCGACCAGGCUCCGGGUCCUCAACCUCAACGGCAACAACUUCACCGGCGACAUCCCACUGGCUAUCGGGCGGUUCCACGAGCUCAGAGUCCUUCGGCUUUUUCAAAAUGAGCUAAACGGCUCUUUCCCGCCAGAAAUUGGAAACCUGUCAAAUCUUGAGAUGUUGGAGCUGUCUGACAAUGCAUUUCUCCUGAUGGCAAUACCGUCGAGCUUUACCCAGUUGAGGAAACUUAAACAACUAUGGAUCAAAGAUUCAAGUUUGACCGGUGAAAUCCCGGUAACAAUCGGGAAUUUAACAGAGCUCGAGGAAUUGGACUUGUCAAACAAUAAUUUGACUGGUACAAUCCCAAGUGGUUUGUUUCUGCUAAAGAAUUUAACAAAGUUGUAUCUCUACAAAAAUCACUUGUCCGGGGCGAUUCCUUGGCCCAUUGAAGCUUUGAUGAUGGAGAUAAUUGAUUUAUCCCAAAACAACUUGACUGGAACAAUACCGGCUGAUUUUGGCAAACUAACAAUGUUGUCGGGUUUGGCUCUGUUUGACAAUCAACUCUCCGGUGAAAUACCAGAAAGCAUUGGCCGCCUUCCAUCACUGAGAGAUGUAAAGUUGUUUACCAACAAUCUCUCGGGAACGUUGCCACCUGAAUUUGGGCGAUAUUCGAAGCUCCAGCGGUUUGAAAUACCUUCGAACCAUUUCACUGGCAAGUUGCCAGAGCACUUGUGUGCUAAUGGUGAACUAUUAGGAGUGGUGGCAUUUGAUAACAGUCUCACCGGUGAAUUGCCUAAUUCACUUGGGAAUUGUUCAAGUUUGUUGAUUGUUCGGGUUCAUGGUAAUUGCCUUUCCGGUAGCAUUCCAGCAGGUCUCUGGACAUCAUCCAAUCUGACAAUGUUGAUGCUAAGCGACAACUCAUUUACCGGUCAGCUUCCAAGAACACUGGCACCAAAUUUAUCGCGACUUGAGAUCAGUAACAACAAGUUUUCAGGUGAAAUCCCAUCUGGGUUGUCAUCUUGGAAACAUUUAACCGUGUUCAGCGCAAGUAACAACUUCUUUAGUGGUACAAUUCCUCAAGAAUUGACCUCUCUUCCUCUCCUGUCAACACUUGUGCUCGAUGGGAAUCAAUUUUCUGGCCAUCUUCCAUCAGAUAUUGUCUCUUGGAAGUCAUUAACACUUCUAAAUCUCAGUCGAAACCAGCUCUCCGGUCCAAUUCCUGAUAAACUUGGUUCUUUAACAAGCCUCACUGAUUUGGACUUGUCAAGUAAUCAGUUCUCAGGUCAAAUUCCAACUGACAUUGGCCUUUUAAGGCUAACUUUUCUCAACCUGUCUUCCAAUUGUCUCACCGGGAGAAUCCCAAAUGAGUUUGAAAACACAUUUUUCAAUACCAGUUUCUUGAACAAUCCCGGUCUUUGCGCUAGUAAUCCAUCACUCGCCCUUGAUAUCUGCUAUUCUGGAUUUAAAACCUCAAGCAACAUAUCCCCAUGGCUUAUUGCUAUAAUAGUAGUCGUAAUGACAAUCUUAGUUUCAUCAGCUAUUAUAUUCACACUUUUCCAGAUCAAAAAAGCUUACCAGAAAAGAGUGCACAAAUUGAAUUCCAAGUGCGAGUUUACUCGCUUCCACACAAUUGAGGAAUUGAGUUUCAAAGAGUCAGAAAUUUUAUCUAAUUUAAUUGAAAACAAUGUGAUCGGAUGUGGUGGGUCAGGGAAGGUAUAUCGUAUUAAAUUGAACUGCUUAGGCAAAGUUGUAGCAGUCAAACAAAUCCAAAAUAUCAAGAAGUUGGAUCAAAAGCUUGAGAAGGAAUUCCUGGCAGAAAUUCAGAUACUGGGGACAAUUCGCCACUCCAACAUUGUGAAAUUGUUGUGUUGCAUUUCAAGUGAGACUACAAAGCUUCUUGUUUAUGAGUAUUUGGAAAAUCAGAGCUUGGAUAGGUGGAUCCAUGGAGAUAUGUGGCCAAGCACAACGGAUUCAGUCUAUUGUGGUGUUUUAGAUUGGCCUAAGCGAUUGCAAAUCGCAGUGGGAGCUGCCAAGGGGCUAUGCUACAUGCACCAUGACUGCACGCCUUCAGUAAUUCACCGAGAUGUGAAAUCAAGCAAUAUCCUGUUGGAUUCUGAGUUCAAUGCUAAAGUUGCAGAUUUUGGUCUAGCCAAGAUAUUGGUAAAGCAUGUGGAGCAUAAUACAAUGUCAACCGUGGUUGGCUCAUUUGGUUAUUUUGCUCCAGAGUAUGCUCGAACAAGAAGAGUGAAUGAGAAGGUUGAUGUCUACAGCUUCGGUGUUGUUCUUUUGGAACUAGUUACCGGAAGGAAAGCCAAUGAUGGAAAUGAAGAUAUGUGCCUAGCCGAUUGGGCAUUUCAAUAUUACAAUCAAGAAGGAAACCACAUGGUUGAUGUCCUUGAUGAGAAGGUUAAAGAACCUCAUUACUUGGAUGAAAUGACUCGUGUUUUUGAGCUUGGGAUCAUUUGCACUUGGCCACAUCCCUCAAAUAGGCCUAGCAUGAGGGAGGUCUUGCGAAUCCUGCUCGAUUGCAACCAUCAAUUAGGAUUUGGACCUUGUAAUGUUGGGAGCAAGUACAACUAUGCUUCCGAUUCCCUUGAUAAUUCUAAUAAAGGGACGAUUUUUUGAAGUGAGGAUAAUAGUUUGUUGUCUAGUGUUUAGUCAGUCUUUUGAUUAUUGAUUGUUGCAUAAGCAUAGAGUUGUAAAGCAAAUCAUACUUUUCAUUAUCGGCUCAAUAAGAGCAUGUUCAAGAUUAAAUUAUUAUGUAAGCAAGUUAAACUUUAACACAUUAAAGUUUAUUAAGCUAUUAUGUCAAGAUUGAACAAA